Molecule: messenger RNA, 876 nt
Organism: Coregonus sp. 'balchen'
Lineage: Eukaryota; Metazoa; Chordata; Actinopteri; Salmoniformes; Salmonidae
Source: the annotation of a GenBank genome assembly
AUGAUACUGGAAGAACAGACACUCAUCCUACGACUCAUAGAAACAGGACAGCAGAAUGGAGCAGAAUAUGCUAUUGAAGAAGGCCUUCUGCCUUUGAAGGAUCAGCAAUGUCUCCAGAGCCUGGUAUCCGAUCUUCAGGGGGCUGACUUAAAACUUGUGAGUUUCAUUCCACUUUGUAUCCAAUUCUCUUUGAAAGAUUCAAUGGGAGUUUAUGGGAUUCAAAUACUUUUUCAGUUAUCCAAGACAAAAAAAGGAUUUAUGCCUACAACAACUUUUCUAUGAAAAGGAAAAGGCGCCUUGCUCCCCAGUACAAUCUUUCAACUUAAUGUAAGAUAAAAGCAUGAUGUUUCGACCUCCAAAGACCUUAAUCAGAAUGAGCAUACAGGUACGUGUUUUCUAGAACCACAUAUGCUUCCCUCACCUGGGGAAAAGCAGCAGUCACUUCUGGCUUAAAGUUUAUUGAUGUCAAUUGAUACAUUAUUCAAAUGUAUUUUUCCUUUUGAUUAACCACUUGAGCCUCAUUGGGGAUGCGAUGUGAAAGAUGCCGUGUGGCGUGUAAUGAGGCGCACAAUUUCCAACCCGCUGGCAGAAAAACAUAAAUUGGAGAGGAGUAAAUAGGAACACUUAUUUUGCUUCCCCUCGACUGAGGGAGGUUUUGAUUGGUAAGGAUAUACCUUUACAAAUGUCUCAUCACAACACAUAUCAUGAUGAGCCUUGUGCUCUUGUUCAUUAGCUGCUGUCCAGAGGAAUCCGAUAACGUCUAGAGCAUCCGAGAGGGAUGUGGAGUCGGUGAUGAAAAAGUGGUUGCAGCUGGCAGCAGACCGUGAAGGAGAAAGAAAGAGACGAGCCAGGAGUGUUGAGUCACCUGUGCCAUGA